Messenger RNA from Perkinsus marinus ATCC 50983, 456 nucleotides. RefSeq lists its product as hypothetical. Lineage: Eukaryota; Perkinsozoa; Perkinsida; Perkinsidae. The record is from RefSeq and is a predicted model, not a curated record. The transcript is spliced from 3 exons. The annotation marks the transcript as partial.
UGUAGCGGGCUCCUGAAGGGCCGUUAUGUGCGGUUGUUGCGUCAAUUAGGUGUCACUCGGCGAUUCCACGAUGUUGAUUAUAUUGUCGAGGUCGAAAUUGAUGGAGACAACUUGACGGCAUCUUGUGAAGAGCGGUUUGAAGGGACAAGGUGGACGUCUACGUUCUCGAACCGGUUUAUCGAGGAGAUUACUCACCGGACUGGCAAUUUCAAAUCGUUCGGGGUCUUCGCGCAAAUGCUAUUCGACGCGUUGCUUGAUACGAGUCAGCACGAGGCUGUUCACGAUGAUGCUACUGUCACAGUGGAUAUAUUGACGAUGAGGACCUGUGGAUUCUUGUCAUCCGUCCAGGCAUCAUACGAUCGAGUCCAUUACCCUCUCGCCCUAGCACGACAGGAGCCCGGCUCGGAUGCAGCGGCGCUGUUGAGGACGAUCAAGCGACUGAGCCGAGAAUUGAAG